AUGAAGUUGCAGGGAGAUGAGGUCCCGCUGCUGUUGUACACUAGCGGCACCACCGCGAUGCCCAAGAGUGUGCAGCAUUCCCAUAACUCUAUCAUCGCGGCGGUACAAGCAAGUAUGCACCCCUUCUUCUGGCCGCAUCCUCCUACCACUGAUGAAAGCAACCAGACGCGCUCUCUGCUCAUCAGGGACAUCGGGUUAGGGUUCGGACUGAUCUGUGCCUUAAUGCCCGGGAUCGCCACAGGGAUGUGUCUCAUCAUCAAAACUUUAGACGAUAACACUUUCCUGAGAGACGUUGAAGAGUUUAGGAUAAACACAAUCGCGAUCGUGCCCUUGAAUUUCCCGACGGUGCUGCGCGUGGGCAGUGAGCGCCAGGAUUUGCUCAAGCAUUUCCGGCACGUGCUUGUGAGUGGCGCCCCUAUUCCGAAGGCCCACGCCACCGCUGUGGCCAGCACCAUGCCUGGGGUCUUCGUCCAGAAAGGUUACGGCGCGUCGGAGACGUUCGGGAUAGCACAAGACCCUGUGGGUGGCGGCAAGCCAGGGUUCACAGGCAGCGUCAUCCCCAACGUUGAGCUCAAACUCAAGGAUCUCAACUCAACGGCGUUACUGCCCGCCAACCGAAUAGGAAUCCUAUUCGUCAAAAGCCCCAGUAAAAUGCAGGGUUACCGCAAUAACCUGGCGGAGACUAAUAACGUUAUCGACGAGGAAGGCUGGUACAACUCAGGCGACGUGGCCCUCGUGGACGAGGACGGCUACGUCCAGAUCGUCGACCGCGUCAAGGAGAUCAUCCGCCUUGAAUAUGGCAGUGCUGCCCCAGCGGAGUUGGAGAACACGAUCCUGGAGAUUGAGGGGGUGAAGGAGGUGAGCGUCAUUGGGACGCUCGAUGCCAGCACAGGAAUUGACUCCAUUUACGUUUUCAUAGUAAAUAAAACGGACGUUUCUCCCCCCAUUAACGAAGAAGACGUUGUAAAUUACGUCGUGCCUCAAUUACGUUACCUCAAUGAACUAAAGCGGCCUAGAAAAGUGGUUUUCAUGGACGCUUUGCCUCGGAACGACAACGAGAAGGUCGACCGCAAACUGCUGCGACUAAAAGCGAAGGAGAUGGAGAAAGAGAAAUAA
Messenger RNA from Hyalella azteca, 1116 nucleotides. RefSeq names its product 4-coumarate--CoA ligase 1-like. The transcript has 7 exons. Bases 1 to 1116 code for a protein of 371 amino acids. NCBI's taxonomy places the organism in Eukaryota, Metazoa, Arthropoda, Malacostraca, Amphipoda, Hyalellidae. The record is from RefSeq and is a predicted model, not a curated record. Gene Ontology annotation, molecular function: CoA-ligase activity.